Messenger RNA from Morchella importuna, 975 nucleotides. RefSeq lists its product as uncharacterized. Gene Ontology annotation, cellular component: fungal-type vacuole; vacuolar membrane. The coding region runs from base 1 to 975 and encodes 324 amino acids. Gene Ontology annotation, molecular function: L-cystine transmembrane transporter activity. The record is from RefSeq and is a predicted model, not a curated record. Lineage: Eukaryota; Fungi; Ascomycota; Pezizomycetes; Pezizales; Morchellaceae. The transcript is spliced from 4 exons. Gene Ontology annotation, biological process: L-cystine transport.
AUGACUAUCCUCUUUGCUGUUUCUCAACACGAUUUCCUUGCCCUUUUGAUCUCACGCCUUCUAGGCUGGUCUUACUUCCUCUGUUGGUCAAUAUCCUUCUACCCUCAGCUCUUAGCUAACCACCAACGCCAGUCCGUCACCGGGCUUGCGGUUGACUUCUUUACUGUUAACGUCCUCGGAUAUAUUUGUUACACUUUAUCGUCAUUUCUUUUUCUUUUCUCACCAACUGUGAGAGAUGAAUACGCUCGUCGACACCCUGGUGCCGAAGAGCCGACCGUAAGGUGGAAUGAUUUGGCAUUUGCUGCACAUGCGCUACUCAUAAGUUCAAUAACUCUAUCGCAGUUUUACUUCUGGGGUUACAAGAGGCAUGCAUCACAGCAUAUGUCGCGGACUAUGAGUGCUAUUGCUAUGAGUUGCGUUGCCGCCAUAACUAUCGCUGUGCUGCUUGCCCUUGGCAACAGCAACUGGGAAUGGAUCGACGUUGUUUAUACACUGCAAUAUGUUAAGCUCUUAAUAUCCAUAGUAAAGUACAUCCCACAGGCGUAUCUUAAUUAUCGACGCAAGGCAACCACUGGAUGGUCAAUACAUAACAUCCUCCUCGAUAUCUCUGGUGGUGCAUUGUCGCUUGGGCAACUAGUGUUGGAUUCAAGUUUACAAAGCGACUGGUCCGGCCUAACUGGUAACCCUAUCAAGUUCUUCCUUGGUCAAAUUACAAUCAUCUUCGACAUCCUAUUCAUAAUUCAGCACUACAUCCUUUACCGUCAUGCCGGGGCCCCGCGAUCUGCUUUUAAUUCUAUCGAACGAGGUUACAGCACCAUUUCUACGAGUCAGGCUUUACCUUCGGCAUCAUCACCUUUAGACCAAAACCGCCAAGUCCCUCGCGAUGUCGCGGUACAGCAUAGAGAAGAGCAUAGAGGCCUGUUGGGCUCGAACGUCGGCGGAGCGAUCAACGAUGAACCUAAUGUCGGAAUUUAG